Messenger RNA from Arthroderma uncinatum, 924 nucleotides. RefSeq names its product PENR2 protein. Lineage: Eukaryota; Fungi; Ascomycota; Eurotiomycetes; Onygenales; Arthrodermataceae. The record is from RefSeq and is a predicted model, not a curated record. Gene Ontology annotation, molecular function: protein dimerization activity; DNA-binding transcription factor activity. The transcript has 2 exons. Gene Ontology annotation, cellular component: nucleus. Bases 1 to 924 code for a protein of 307 amino acids.
AUGUCAGAGCCCUCUAUGAACGCUAUGGAUCACGGCUCAAACGACCCCAACGCACCUAAUCACAAACGCAAACGCGAAGCUAUGGAUUCCGGCGACGUUCAACGUCUUCGCUCUGCCCACGGGCCUAACAAUGGUUCGGCGACCGGCUCGCCCUUCGACGUCAACCUUCAGGCUACUGAAAACUACGGCUAUGAUGCCCACGGUAUGCCCAACAACGCCACCGACCUGAGCCACAUCGACCAGCAGCUCUUGCAGGCCGUGGGUAAUCAGAACGGUGUCUCAGAUGAGAAUGCCAUGACUGCAAAGGCCGCUCUCGCUGCCCAUCAGCCCGAGUCCAAGUACCCCCCUCCUGAGCCAUCCUUCGAUGGCAACGGGCUUGGAAACAACCUCAACUUCGGUCAAGAUGUCGGCCAGGUUUCCAUGGGAGGCGUUCAGGGCCAUACCUCUACUGCUGCCGCCGUGUACGCCGCACGCGAGGCCCAGGCACAGGCUGCUCAGCAGAUCAGCCCGAAGCCGACUGUCGGGUCUGUUGAAUGGCACCAGGUGCGAAAGAACAACCACAAAGAAGUCGAACGUCGUCGUCGUGAGACCAUCAAUGAAGGCAUCAACGAAAUCGCCAAGAUGGUGCCAGGCUGCGAGAAAGCCAAGGGCUCUAUUCUCCAGCGCGCCAUCCAAUACAUUGCCAAGCUGCAAGAAGACUCCAAAGAGAUGGCUGCCCGCUUCGACACUACCAACAUGACCACUAACCAGGCCAUCACCGAGAUCAGCACACAGAACGCCAAGCUCAAAAAUGAGAUCAACGUCCGUAGCGACAUUGCUGCCAAAUGGAUCCAGCGCUGCCGUGACGCGGGGCUCAAUUUUGACGACUAUGAUGAUGAAAAGAGCCUGGGCAAGGUUCCAGUCGACGAGUCCCAUAAUAUUUAA